This is a messenger RNA of Suillus clintonianus, 600 nucleotides long. RefSeq lists its product as uncharacterized. The annotation marks the transcript as partial. The transcript is spliced from 2 exons. The record is from RefSeq and is a predicted model, not a curated record. NCBI's taxonomy places the organism in Eukaryota, Fungi, Basidiomycota, Agaricomycetes, Boletales, Suillaceae.
GCCGAAGUGCUGGUGGUGCAUGUUAAAAUUCAGCUGGCUGUGGAGUCACAAUGGGAGAUAGGUGGCCCAGAAUACACCCAAUUCAAGACAGAGGCAUGUCUGGGCAAGUAUCGCGCUGCACUUGACAAGCUGGAGCACCUAGUGGUCAUGCAGUUAUUCGAGCUUUCCAAACUUUUGAUGUCAGGGACAGGGUACAAACUAUGUCAGCAGAUCAGCAAGGCUUUGCAACAGUGUUCUGAGGCUAUCCGAAACACAAUAAAUCAGUACAAUAUCCAGGCUCUCGCUCUCAAUCCCCCAUGCCCAAAAAUUUCGUGGAAAGAUAUAGUUGAUUAUAGUUUUCUUGGCGAGUUUGAUUUGUUACGACAUUCACGUGCCGGCAUUUGCAUCAAUGAUUGGGCUAAACCAAACCAUCAGGAAGCUACUAAUAAAUUUGUCAAGUUACGUCAUGCUCAUGAAGAAGUCGAGCAACUUAACAUUGAAGUUUGCCGCUUACACACUGCAAUUCACGCUGAAGAACUCCAAACCUCUGCCGUUAUCGACAACCUGCUUCUUUCGGAUCCGAGACUGGCUGCUGAGCUGCAGCGUCAAUGCCGUCUGCGU